Mitosporidium daphniae is the source of this 594-nucleotide messenger RNA. RefSeq lists its product as uncharacterized. NCBI's taxonomy places the organism in Eukaryota, Fungi, Microsporidia. The transcript has 3 exons. The coding region runs from base 1 to 594 and encodes 197 amino acids. The record is from RefSeq and is a predicted model, not a curated record.
AUGAAAACGGCCAUGGCCCUGGCCAAGCCUGGACCCUUUGGCCAAUGUGCACAGCGCUGGAUUUCCGCAUUUGCCUGUUCAAAUACUAUAGCCAUACAAAAGAUCCCAUUGGAGGAUCACAACAGACAAUCUCCACUCACCAAAGAUGGAAUAAAGGAGAUGUGGGAGCACUCGAAGAUAUCGCAAUAUGAAAACACCCGGUGCUAUGUGACGCCAAGCUUUUUCUCUCUCAUAAAGAGCGAUUAUAAGAAAGGUCCAAAGUAUGUUUUUUACUGGAAGUUUGGCGGGUUUACCUGCCAAUCGAGAAUCGUAGCAUUGGCGCCUCUCGAAAUUCCAAACACUCCAAGCCCGGUAAAUUACUUUCAAAUUGCAGUUAGGUUUGAAAGUCGCCAGGGGAUAGGCUCGAUUCCUCAACCUCCUGCAGAAAUAGUGCAUAUGGUCAAUCCAAAAGAGUCUUUUUAUAGUCUUUUCAGCGAUGACUCUUCAAUCAAAAUGGAAAGCGUGGUCGAGUAUUACGUUUUUGAGAAAAGUCAGGAUGACCCCUAUCAUAAUUGGAGGAUUGCAGGAAAGAUAGAGCCAGCCGCAAGCGCAUAG